Messenger RNA from Galeopterus variegatus (Sunda flying lemur), 412 nucleotides. It is a transcript of the gene SMIM12, whose product is annotated as small integral membrane protein 12. NCBI's taxonomy places the organism in Eukaryota, Metazoa, Chordata, Mammalia, Dermoptera, Cynocephalidae. The coding region runs from base 47 to 325 and encodes 92 amino acids. The record is from RefSeq and is a predicted model, not a curated record. The transcript has 2 exons.
GAGAGCGGGGACCGGACAGGGGAGUGCGGCUUGGGCUGCAGAUGUCAUGUGGCCUGUGCUUUGGACCGUGGUACGUACCUAUGCUCCCUACGUCACAUUUCCUGUGGCCUUUGUGGUCGGGGCUGUGGGCUACCACCUGGAAUGGUUCAUCAGGGGAAAAGAUCCCCAGCCUGUGGAGGAGGAAAAGAGCAUCUCAGAGCGUCGGGAGGAUCGCAAACUGGAUGAGCUGCUAGGCAAGGACCACACCCAGGUGGUGAGCCUUAAGGACAAACUAGAAUUUGCCCCCAAAGCUGUUCUGAACAGAAACCGCCCAGAGAAGAAUUAAUGGAAGACGCAGAGCCCUGUGGUCCUACUGUGUGCCAUGUCUGGUCCUGCCACCAUGUCAACCCAGCCCUGGAACCCACCUCUGAUU